Molecule: messenger RNA, 3635 nt
Organism: Photinus pyralis (common eastern firefly)
Lineage: Eukaryota; Metazoa; Arthropoda; Insecta; Coleoptera; Lampyridae
Product: sorting nexin-13-like
Exons: 16
Coding region: 179-3373 (1064 amino acids)
Cellular component (GO): early endosome
Molecular function (GO): phosphatidylinositol binding
Source: RefSeq, a predicted model, not a curated record
AAAAUUCCAAAUGUGACAUUUCUCAAGAAAUUUGAUUAGCGUAAUGCUGAUAAAAGUUAUCAUGUGAUCAUUAAAACGUGCAAAUAAAUAAAUAAACAAUUAAUAAUCAGUUCAUUAGUACAAAAAUAAUUUCAGAUGUCUAACAAAGUACGUUUAACUUUUAAUUUCAUUUCAAACUAUGGAUAACCACAGCAUUCGAUGGAUUAUACUGAUUUGUUUUUUAUUUUUAACAAGUUUUGGAGUAUUAUGGUGCUUUACUGUACUUACGAGCGUAAUUGCAUUUUGUGUUGGGUUAAUCUCUUUGCUGUAUGUGCAACACGGAGACGACGAAGAUUUUUAUAAGAAGUGCGCAGGAAAUCCUCUGUCUGUUGAGGAUGUUUCGUACGGAGGAUUGGAACAGAUUAUCGAUGCGCUACAAAGCCAACAUCAGUUGUUGAAAACGGAUCGAAGAGUUACUGGAAGUGAACUUAUCGAUAAUUCGUUGCAAGAAAUAUUGGGAUACAUUAUUCGCGAUUACAUUACUCCGUGGUAUAAUUUAAUCUCCUUAAAUAGCGAAUUUCCCGAGCUCACGAUACGAAAAACCUCCCAAAGUUUGGCAAUAAACAUUAGUAACCGAGUGAAAGAAGUGGAUUGGAUUUCAUAUUUGACAACCAAAUUAGUAGACGACGCUGCUUCCCAUCUGAGACUAUUUAAGCAAGCGCGCUUGAAACUGGAGAACAGCAAUAAGUUAAAAAUGCAGCAGCGCUCGCCGGGAAAAGAACAAAAGAGGAAAUCUGUUCACAAGCGAAAUAAAAGCGAAGCUGAUGUGACGAAGUACACCGGAAGUAAAGAGAAUGAAAAAUAUGGUGUGGGUAGUUCAAAAUUUUAUGUACCUGAUCAAAUGAAAACUUUGGAAGAUUAUUUCUUCGAAUUAGAGUGCCAAAUGGAAGAGAACAAGGUCUGUAGAGAUUUGGUUUGUAUGGACAGUAAUCGGGAGAAAGAAUUUUUUUCAGAGUUGAUCGAGCUGUUGCUAUAUAUUUUAUUGCCAGAUGAAGAUUUUCAGUGCAAAUCGCUUCGUGCUGUUUUAAGGGAGAUAUUUUCUAAUUAUGUUAUUUUGCCAUUUAUCGGUGUAAUAUCAAAUCCAGAUUUUAUAAACCAAAGUAUUAUUUGGCUGUGUGCCCGCGAUAAUUUUUUGCCAAGCGAAAUAUUUUUAUCCACCUUACGAUUAACUGAUAACUGUGAUGAAUUAAAAUAUACUCGAGAAAUGGUUGCUAAGGAAAUUCAGGUGUUGCGUUCUCGAGAUUCAGGAGGAGAAUGUGAUAUUUCGAUAAAGCAGCAAUUAAGUAGCUUAUUUUACGUUACCAAAUUAAUAGACAAUCGUCUAUCGAAAUUGCAAACAUCCGAAGGAUCAGAAUCUAAUCACACUUUGGAAGAUGCAACGUUGGAAUCUAUAAAAAAAAUUAAGUUACCGUUAGAGAUUAUACUAAAAAAUAAUGUAGCUUUAUCAUAUUUUAUCGAUUUUGUUAUUUUAAUGGGUAGGCAAUCGUAUUUAUUUUUUUAUUUAAACAUUGAGGGGUGGAAAAUAUCCGUGGAACAACAGCUAUCCGAAUUUCACAUUAAUAAAAUAAAAUGUGAAGCUGAGAACGAAUCUAUUGUUUAUGAAAAUAUUAGGACUACUGCUUUACAUAUCUAUGAUCAAUAUUUAGCGGACAAAGCACAGCAUAAAAUUCAAAUUAAGCCAUUUCUGGUACAAACUUUGUACUUUAGAAUUAAAAAUUUGACCGAGCCACCUUCAGAAUUAUGGUUUGACGAAAUUCAAGCUGUGAUGUAUGAUAUUUUGCAGGAGCAAGAUGAAUUUCUGCCAGCCUUCCAUAACAGCGACUCUUAUCUUAAAUUAUUAGAGGAAUUAGAUUUGAUCCAGCAAAACGUUAUCGAAGAUGACGCGAUUAGUAUUAGCAGUCUGGAAAACGCUGAACUGAACAACAUCGAAAAGCGAUCCAUACCUCAUAACAACUCGAAUUCUAGUCUCCCUUGCUUAAGCCUCAAAAAUGUACAAGAAUCCGCCAAUGAGAGCGGCGGCAAAUUGACGAACAGCGACGCUUUUCUAACUGUCGAAAUUCAACAGAAGAUAGGAAAGCACGUACGCUCGUUUAGUGAUAUUACGGAUUUUGGUAGCGAUAAGAAUUCCGGUAUAAACGGUAUUAGUCAAAUGGACAAUUGUCUGACCGAUUCGAAGAAAUGCGAUGACGAAAAUAAAACUGAAAAUCUCAGAUCUGCAGAGUUUAAAUUAUCUGUGGAUAUUAUCGAAACAGGUAUUGUUUGUGAGAAGGGAAAGACAUUCGGAGUAUACGCUUUGCAUAUCAGUCGACAGUACGAUAGUGGAUUUUCAGAAGAAUGGCACAUCUACAGAAGAUACAGCGAUUUCUACGAUUUACACACGAAAAUAAAAGAAAAAUAUCCAGAUUUAUCAAAGAUUCCUUUCCCAGGUAAAAAAACAUUCCAUAAUAUGGAGCGGUCAGUAUUAGAAAGGAGAAUGCGAAUGUUGGGCUUUUAUUUGCAACAAUUGUGCCAAACGCACGUCUUAUCUUCGCAUCACGGUUUGAGAAACUUACUGAUGGCUUUUUCUGAACAAGGAGAGUAUGAUAGAGCCACAUCGGGAGGACCAAUUUCGCAUACUAUUGAUACAAUCGUAAAUCCACUAAAAUCGGGAAUGAAAACCAUUAAAAAUAUGCCAGAGCAAUUAUUUAAUACGGUCGAUGAGGUGGUUGAGGGAUUGACCAAAGUGUUUCAUAGUAAAAAUACUCGAAUGCCCGAAGCGAGUAAGGUGGGUGCUUCCCUCGACGUGGAGAGUGACGAUAACAUCCCCUUGAGAAUAAUGUUGCUUUUGAUGGAUGAGGUCUUUGACUUGAAGUCUCGAAAUCAGUGGUUACGCAGGCGAAUUGUUACACUACUUAGGCAAAUUGUUAGAACAAUGUUUGGGGAUAUUGUCAAUAGGCGGAUAUUGGAUUACGUUUCAUACAUAACUAGUCCCAAAAAUGUUGCACAAUAUUUGCAUACAUUUAAGCAUUCCUUUUGGCCCCAUGGAAUUAAAGCAGAAAAACCCUCGGAAAGAGAUGAGGCGACGCUUUUUAGAACAAGGAUUGCGGCAAAAGCCGCCCUGUUAUCGUGGCUUUCGGAUGAACUAAAACAUAUUAUAGGAUCCGAGACUACUCGAAGAGGACUUCUAACUGUGUUUGAACUUUUUCAGCGACCAGUCUUAAAUCGUAGAUUACUUUGUGUACUCCUGGAAGGUAUUCUUAUGACGUUGUUUCCUGAAAAAAGUAUGUCAAGUAUAUUUCAAAAACUUUAUGGGAAAUACAGAUCUGCAGAAACAAAAGAAAAGAAAAGUAGAUGAUACUAAUAAUCAGUGAAAAUAGAGAAUUUUACACCAGAUGAUUAUUGGACCAUUAAAAGUAGCCUUCGCGUCGUGAGUAUUUUGCGAAUUACUUCUAGAUGUUGCACAGGUAGUUCUUUGCUAAUGGAUGUAUGUUUACAAUUUUGUAUUAAAAGGAGUUUAUCUGGAUUCGUUCUGAACAAUUUUACACGGCAGCUAAAUAUGUACCUACCUACCUUACUUGUUACAUUGCACAAUUUUUAAUAAAGCAGUUUAAAUAAAA